GUUUUGGGUGUCACUAGGCGAGAGAGAGAGAGAGAGAGAGAGAGAGAGUGGAAGACAGAUGGGGGGUGCGUUCUGGGGGACGAGGGUGAUGGAGAUAGUGAAGAAGCACGACUCUGGAGGUCUGGUCUGGAAGCGAAUUAAGCUCACCCCUACUCGCAAAGCCAACGCCAAGAAGCGCCUCCUCCGCGUUUGGCAGAAUGAGGCUGUCCUGAGGGCAUGUUCUGAACCACCUUCUUCAAAAACUUCAGGGGCUGGUACUGAUAUAUCUAGUGAGAAAGACAUCAGGAGCAGCUAAGUCAGUUGACAAAAUGAGUAAGAACACUAGGAAAGCCUGAAAGGAGUGCUUUUGUGAUUCUUGGCUUCAUAGUGCAGUUUUUCUUUUCAUUUGAAGUGUAGCAUGAAACUUUAGCUGGAUAUUAAUGAUGACCACCAUUUUGAUCACUCCAUAAUAUUGAACUUUAUACAGUCGUGUCUCUAUAAUAUAAUUUAAUGGUUAUUACUUA
This is a messenger RNA of Carya illinoinensis, 503 nucleotides long. RefSeq lists its product as uncharacterized. The coding region runs from base 59 to 295 and encodes 78 amino acids. Lineage: Eukaryota; Viridiplantae; Streptophyta; Magnoliopsida; Fagales; Juglandaceae. The record is from RefSeq and is a predicted model, not a curated record. The transcript is spliced from 2 exons.